Dryobates pubescens (Downy woodpecker) is the source of this 1081-nucleotide messenger RNA. It is a transcript of the gene CINP, whose product is annotated as cyclin dependent kinase 2 interacting protein. Lineage: Eukaryota; Metazoa; Chordata; Aves; Piciformes; Picidae. The coding region runs from base 64 to 699 and encodes 211 amino acids. The record is from RefSeq and is a predicted model, not a curated record. The transcript is spliced from 5 exons.
GCGGGGCCGGGUUUGGGCGGAGCCGGACGUGAGCGCACUUCCGCGGGGCGGUGGGGCACCGCCAUGGCGGCCAAAAGUCCUGCUGAUGGUACUCCAAGAAGACCUGUUUUAUCUGUCAGUGCAAGAAAAAUAAAAGAUAAUGCAGCAGACUGGCAUAAUUUAAUGAUGAAAUGGGAAAGAUUGAAUGAUAAUGGAUUUACUACAGCGAACAAAAUAGUCAACAUGAAAAUCAGUGAGCAAUUUCAGGACAACAAACUGGAGAUAGCAUGUGAUAACAGUGCCACAGAAACUGAGAAGCCAGCUCCAAAAUACAACGAAGAACUGGACAAUUGCUGUGCAGAACUACUUGAGACCUUAAAGCAUAUGACAAAAAUACAACUAAAAAUGGAAAAGCUUACAUUGACUGCUAAAGCAAUCUGUGAUUUGGAAGCGUUCCACCAUGGAGCUGGGAAUUGCACAGCACCUUUCUUUCAUACAUGGCCCACAUCAUACUUCUAUGAGGUUUCUCUGAAGCUCUCUGAAAUGUACAAGAAGGAACUACAACUCAAGCAAACAAUUGUACAAGAAAUUGCUCAUUCUGCUGACCAGGAUCUGAUGAUGGUCUAUUUGUCAUCGUGGUUGUACCAGCCUUACAUUGAGAACAGCAGCAAACUACUACUUGAAGCCAUGCUUCUGGAAACAGGUCAUAGACCAUGCUAGAAUUCUGUAUGUUCAGUGGCUUGCUUUUAACAACGAGUACACGAAACUGAAAUGUCACGUUGUGAAGCUUAUCAUGCAAGUUGAAUUUUUGUAAAGCUUAUUAAAAAUAUUUUUUUCUUUUUGUAUCUAUUCUUCUACCUCAGCUGAUACUCCUUUUUCUUCAUGGGACAGUCUGGUUUUGGUCGUUUCAUCCAUUUCCAGUGCAAUAGGCUACAGGAAGCCAAGUCCCCUAUAAAUGGAAAAAGAAGAACACUGCUUGGUAGUCUGUGGGGAUUCACUGCACAUAGAUACCUACAGCAAAGAACGUAACUACUUUCCCAGUCUUCACAGUCCAAAAUACCUACAUUGUCACUUUUACCAUAGGAAUUCAGUAACUGAUCUU